This is a messenger RNA of Parnassius mnemosyne (clouded apollo), 261 nucleotides long. Lineage: Eukaryota; Metazoa; Arthropoda; Insecta; Lepidoptera; Papilionidae. The record is from the annotation of a GenBank genome assembly.
AUGCAAGCUCUGCAAGCUUUAGAAGCUAUAGACCAAGUAGAAAAUGCUCAGCGGAUUUAUUAUGCAGCAGUGAGUGGCAGCAGAGCAGCAGCUGUCAUUACAUCACCACCCACUUUUCAACAAGAGAGGCCCAGGAGGAUAAGGAAUCUGAAUCCUCGCCACUCGGUCGCUGAGCAAGAGAAUAUAGCUCGCCAGGAUUUUUUGGCAGUUGCAGAAUCGAAUGCAGAGUCAAUGAGGGUAUGUUAUUACAUUUUAAGCUAA